AUGGAUAUAUGUCUCAUUAGGGACCAAGAACCUUCCAAAAAAGACCCAACCGGCAUCGGGAACUUGGUUUGCAAUGCAUCUCCAAGCAUGAGCAGUUCUUAUAGCAAGCCUCCGGACAGAAGUCUCUUCCUUGAAGAAAACGGUCGCACAUAUCACGGAUAUCGGAGGGAAGUCUAUAUGUUACCGUGUGAUGAAGAGGUGCAGGACCGUCUCAAUCUGUUCCAUAAGCUAUUUACAGUAGCGCGGAUGUCUGUGAGCUUAAUCUACGCGCCACACUCCAGGAAUGGUAGAUUCCUAGAUCUGGGUUGCGGGACCGGGAUCUGGGCAAUCGAUGUCGCCCAUGAAUCCCCCGAUGCCUUUUUUGUCGGGGUAGAUCUAGCACCUAUACAGCCUCCCAAUCACCCAACUAAUUGCCACUUCUAUGCGCCUUCUGACUUUGAGAGUCCUUGGACGCUUGGAGAAGAUUCCUGGGAUCUCAUUCAUCUGCUGAUGGGUUGCGGCAGUGUCGUGGGUUGGCCCAAUCUCUACAGGCGGAUCUUAAGGCAUCUUCAACCAGGGGCGUGGUUUGAACAGGUGGAAAUAGAUUUCGAACCCCGCUGCGACGAUUGCUCUCUAGACGGACUGGCACUAGGCCAAUGGUAUCAGUACCUGAAGCAGGCAACAGAAGCCACUAUGCGGCCCAUAGUCCACAACUCACGUGAUACCAUCAGAGCCCUUGAAGAGGCAGGCUUUACCCACAUCAACCAUCAGAUAGUGGGAUUGCCUCUCAACCCUUGGCAUCGUGAUGAACAUGAGAGGAAGGUCGCUCGCUGGUACAACCUAGCAUUUUCUGAGACCCCUUUCAGUCGCGUGUUCAGCUGGCCUUCAGAAAGGAUCAAACAGCUUGCAGCUGAGGCUAGAUCAGAGGCCUUCAACAAAGAAAUCCAUGCUUACAACAUCUUACACAUAUACCAAGCACGGAAGCCGGCCGGCCGGGCCCAUUGA
Aspergillus eucalypticola CBS 122712 is the source of this 984-nucleotide messenger RNA. Its product is annotated as class I SAM-dependent methyltransferase. The transcript is spliced from 3 exons. The coding region runs from base 1 to 984 and encodes 327 amino acids. Gene Ontology annotation, molecular function: methyltransferase activity. The record is from RefSeq and is a predicted model, not a curated record. Lineage: Eukaryota; Fungi; Ascomycota; Eurotiomycetes; Eurotiales; Aspergillaceae.